Molecule: messenger RNA, 3156 nt
Organism: Carassius gibelio (silver crucian carp)
Lineage: Eukaryota; Metazoa; Chordata; Actinopteri; Cypriniformes; Cyprinidae
Product: deubiquitinase DESI2
Exons: 6
Coding region: 597-1238 (213 amino acids)
Biological process (GO): protein deubiquitination
Molecular function (GO): deubiquitinase activity
Source: RefSeq, a predicted model, not a curated record
ACCGCGCGCGCCAGCGUCAGACACAAAACGGGGGAGGUUGCUCAUAUCUUGGGUGCUAAAACGUCUUCCUUUUAUCUGACGUACGUCUGCUUUCAUUUCCGCUCACUGUAAAUAUCACUUCGUCGUCUGAAUGGCUGAGUCUCCACAGAUAUUUUUAUUAUUCUCUUGUGUGCCGUUCUUUUUUCUUUUGUUUCUUUUUUUGUCUCCGCUUGUCUCGAAGCUAAAUGACAGUUAGCCUAGCAGCGUCUCUACUCCCUGUAACGUUAGAUGGACUAAAAAAAAAAAGUGGCCUAAAAAUCAAAUAAAUGAAAACCCCUUUCAGGACCAGCUCUUAGAUGUCUCUCAACAGUUACAAACCAGCAAAGGUCAAGAGGACGCAGCAAAGGUGUUUACGAAGGGAAAGAAAAUAAGUCCUGGUGCUGAGAAAGAGAGUGAAAAGGAAAACGGAGGAGGACCGCAGCAGCAGCUGGUCGGCAGCUAAAGUGAAAGAAAAACAGCAACAUCCCUGUGAUGGCAAACGAGCCGGUUAUUCUCAACGUGUAUGAUAUGAAUGACUUUUUACCAGAACGGGGCACACAAGAGGAGCGUGAUGGUGAAUGAAACAUUUGUUGGAGCAUCAGAUGACUCAUUGCCUCAGAGAAGCAUUCAACGACAGACUCCACAGCAUCCUCGAAAAGGCCGGAGGGAGUGAUCGGUGCAUUGAGUACUGGAUCAAUGAGUUCACUACCUCUCUGGGAAUUGGAGUCUUUCACUCAGGAAUUGAGAUCUAUGGCAGAGAGUUUGCCUAUGGAGGACAUCCUUAUCCUUUUUCAGGUAUUUUUGAGAUAACACCCGGUGACGCCACUGAACUGGGAGAGACAUUCAAAUUCAAAGAGGCCAUUGUUUUAGGUAGCACAGACUUCACGGAAGAGGAUGUGGAGAGAAUUGUGGAGGAAAUGGGGAAGGAAUAUAAGGGGAACGCCUAUCACCUCAUGCACAAGAACUGCAAUCACUUUUCCUCAGCACUAUCAGAGAUCCUCUGUGGUCGAGAGAUCCCACGCUGGGUGAACCGGCUGGCCUACUUCAGCUCUUGUGUGCCCUUCCUUCAGAGCUGCCUGCCAAAGGAGUGGUUGACGCCGGCCGCACUGCAGUCCAGUGUUAGUCAGGAGCUCCAGGGAGAGCUGGAGGAGGCCGAAGAUGCUGCAGCCUCUGCCUCAAUGCCUUCCUGCGCGGUGGCACCCGCUCCCAGACCAACCUGACACCAACCACGCCGAUGAACCCUGCUGCCUUGAGUGACAGGCCUCUGGUCUGAGCCGUUUCACAGCUUCUUCUGCCAAUAGACCCCUCACCCCUUCUCCUCAGAGACUAGCAAUUCACCAGCGGACUAGAUGAAACCCACCUUCUGUGUUCACUGAUUUAUUUCAGUACGCUCAAGUGACCAUUACGGGCCUGGAAACUAUUAAUCUUGUUAAUGGUAAAAACUUAAUUGGGUUCGUCAGUGUUUUAAAUUGUUUUUUUGCCUUUUAUGUUUUGUUUUAAAAACUCAGGACUCGAAUACAAUGGCUAUGUUUAUUGAUUUGUAUUUUUUUUUAAUGCUUUUCUUACGCUGGAGUUGCUCACUAGCCUUUUCCCCCUUUUUCCUACAGAAAGCACCUAGUCAGUGAAUAUGAGACAUUUUUUUAUGGAGAACAUUUGUUUACAGAUUUCUUGCGUUCCAAUCCGUGUAUGAUUGUGUUUUUGUGUGCGGGUUACGAAAGCCAAAUCUCCACACUUUUGUACUGACACACAUCCCACACUUUGGUGACUGUGCCUGAAGAUUUUUACCAUUACGUGCUCCGAGAGCUCUGCACUCUUCCUCUGCAGAUCUCGACCUGUUCAGUCUGCUUUGAGUGGCAGACUUCUUAUCCUAUGAGACCUCCCUCAGAUCUUUUACACCUUUUUAGUUUUUAGAGUCUUAUAUGUACUUGAGACAUUUGUAUUACAUUUUAUGGUUAUUAAAGAAAAUAUAAGUCUCUGUUCUCAAAGUUAUCAGUUAAUUCUGACUCAACUCAAUGGAAACAUACAAGAGUGUUUAAUGUAAACGCAUAAUUCAUUUUGAAAUGUGAAUUUGUCAUUAUUUGCUCAUUCUCUUAUUGCUUUGAAUCCUUAUGCUUCUCUUUGUUUUAUCAAACAGAAAUGGAGAUAUUUAGAGAUGUCCCAUCUGUGCUUCUUCAUACAAUGAAAGUGAAAUGCAAUGGAAGUAGUCCAUACAACUUGCCAUUGUGUGGAAAAGAGCAGCUUGGCUGUUCUACUGAACAUCUCCGUUUGCAGGAACAAUGCAAAUCGUGGAUUUCAAAAGAGUGAAAGAUGUCAAAAAUGUAUUUCUGGUUGAACUACGCUUUUAAAUCUCUAAACAGUUUGUUAAAUGUUAAAGUCCACUACAUUACUGUAAAUAAUAUUUAACACAUUACAGCUAAAGGGUAUAGAACACAUCUUUAUCAUAUAACAUAUAUUUCAUUUCCCACUUUGUGUUAAGUCAAAUAGUUUUGAAAUGAGCAAACCCUGUUGGUAUGUGGUACUAACAUCAGUUUUAUAAUGUAUUAUAAUGUAUGGUUAAUUUAAACUCAGUUUUAGCUGUUUGCUUUGUGUCCUCAUACAGAGUUUUAAUGGCAGAAGUCUGAUCAUGGUCUUUGUGGCACAGACUAAAGUUAGAUGAAAAUAUGAAAAUGCUCACCCUCAUGUCUUUUAAAAUCCACAUGAUUCCUAAUGUUCUGUGGAACAUAAAAGGAGAUGUUUAGUAAAAAGCCAAGCUGCUCUUUUCCACACAAUGAAAGUGAAUACUGACCAUGGCUGUUAAUGUAGAUUUCUAGUCAAGAUUUUCAAUUAUUUAUUGACUUGAACUUCAGUCUGUUCCUCACUCAAAGAUAUCAUACUGCUUUAGGCAACUUAGAAAAUUACUGGUCAAGUGUGUGUACUACUUCCAUGGCACUUGCUAUUUUUGAUAAGUUCUGUAAAAAUAGUCUUCUUUUUUUUAUCUUGUCUUUUUUUGAGGGACAUUAGUGACCAAAGCUGUUUACUUCAGUUGUAUGGACAUAAAAAAACAAAGACAUGUCUGAAAUAUCUUUUUUGUUCCACAGAAAAAGAAGAUUCUACAUGUUUGAUGAGGGGUGAGUAAAUAAAUGAUGACGGAAUUUUGAA